This is a messenger RNA of Harmonia axyridis, 2634 nucleotides long. RefSeq names its product UDP-glycosyltransferase UGT5-like. The coding region runs from base 72 to 1607 and encodes 511 amino acids. Gene Ontology annotation, molecular function: UDP-glycosyltransferase activity. The transcript is spliced from 4 exons. Lineage: Eukaryota; Metazoa; Arthropoda; Insecta; Coleoptera; Coccinellidae. The record is from RefSeq and is a predicted model, not a curated record.
CUAUAUGCAAAGCUGGAUCGUGGAUAAUAUGUUGUCGGGAGUUCUAUAGUUUGUACCAUUUCUGCUCAAAUAUGAAACUAAUAUGUUUGCUUAGUGUUUUUCUAGCCGUUUCGACCACAGUCGAAUGUGCAAAGAUUCUGGGUGUGUUCCAUUUAUCUGGUAAGAGUCACUAUAUGGCUUGUAGCACCCUGAUGAAGAUUUUGGCUGAAAAAGGGCAUGAUGUCACAGUGGUCGCUCCUCUCAAAGAGAAAAAUCCACCAAAGAACUAUAGACAGAUUUAUCUAGAUGGUAUUAGUAAGAAAAACGAUGAAGUUGUCAAGAACAUAAAAUUGUUUGAUUUCGACCCUUCUCCAUACUUGAAGCCUAUAUUCUUCCACUUCAUGUCUACCAGUUCCAUUGAAGAUGUCUUCGACCAUCCAACUUUUAAGGAAUUCAUGAAGACUGACGAAAAAUUCGAUGCUGUCAUCAUUGAAGAAUUCCAAUCAGAAGCCAUGAAAUAUAUAGCCCAUCAUUUCAACGCUCCUCUGAUUGUCUACAGCGCCCAGGAUGCAAAUGGAUGGACAAGUACCUAUCAAGGAAACCCAGACACACCAUCCUAUCACCCAAAUUACUUAAUGACACACCUCACGAACCACAUGUCUUUCUUCGAGAGGGUGGAAAAUAGUGUUUUCUACAUUUACUCUAAAUUAAUGUCCGACGUGAUAAACUUUUCAUCUCAGAAUAGGCUUGUACAUAAAUAUUACCCAGAUGCUCCACAUCUAGCUGAUAUAGCUUACAACGUUUCCUUGGUUCUGUUGAAUUCUGAUCCAAGCGUGCAUGAACCAAUUCCAAAAGUGCCAAGCAUGAAAGACAUUGGUGGUUUCCACAUAAGAAAGCCCAAACCUUUGCCUCAAGAUCUCCAAACGAUCCUUGACAACGCAAAACAUGGGGUUAUUUAUUUUAGUUUGGGUUCCAAUGUGAAGAGCAAAGAUAUGCCCAAAGAAACGAGAGAUUUCAUACUCAGAAAGUUUUCCAAACUCAAAGAGACUGUCAUCUGGAAAUUUGAAGAUCCUGACUUACCUGGCAAGCCUGAUAACGUUAUCAUCAGGAAUUGGCUCCCACAAAAUGACAUUUUCGCACACAAAAACGUCAAAUUGUUCAUCUCCCAUGGUGGCCUGUUCAGUACAAUGGAGGCAGUUUACCACGGACUACCAGUUAUGGCCCUAUCAGUUUUCGCAGAGCAAAAACUGAACGGAAAAAGAGCUGAAUCUAAUGGAUUUGCUAGACAUAUUCCCUUCAAGGAACUUACAGAAGACAAUUUCAGUGAUAUCUUGGAUGACUUGCUGAAAAAUUCAAAAUAUAGUGAGAAUGCCAAAAAGAGAUCUCAAAUUAUGAGAGACAAACCUAUGGAGCCUGCAGAUGCUGUAAAUUAUUGGGUGGAGUAUGUGAUAAGACACAAGGGGGCUCCACAUCUUAGGGUGGCAGCUUUAGAUCUGGCAUGGUACCAAUAUUUGCUGAUAGAUGUAGUGCUCUUCAUUUUAGCUGUGAUAUUAGUAGCAGUUUUCUCUCUGAGGUAUUUAAUGAAAGUAUUGAAAAAGAAACCAACAUCCGAAAAAAAGAAAGAUUGACAUUAUAUUGAUUGUGGGGAAAUGAAAAACUGACCAAAAUAAUUUAUUGAAUCUUGUAUUUUUCAUGUAUGUACAAAUUAUUUUUUUAUAUCUGAAAAAAAAUUUUCAAAAAUCGCUUGCUGUGAUUUAUUUCAAUUGCAAUAGUUCCACUGGAACUCACAAUGAGUUGAUUUUAUUCGAAAUCAUUCUUUUUGGACAUUAAUUCUCAAUUAUUGUAUGAUAGUGUAUAAUAUAAAUGAUUACAGGGACGUUUGUUUUCUCCGAUGAAAUUAGAAUGAAUAUGAAACUAAAAAAUAAGGAGGAAUAGAUAAAAUUUUAUUAUCGAAUUCUAUAUAUGAUAUCAUUUUGAGAUUUUUUCAAAAUCAAGAUAAGAAUACUAUCUUUAUGAAUGAUUGCUUAAUCAUUCUAAGCUUCAAGGUUAUUGUAAAGUACCGAUUUAUGGUGAAAUAUAUCGCCCACAUUGCAAAUCAUUUUUCUGAGCGCUCAUUCCCCGAACAGAGUAUCAUUUUAUUACGUCAUCAUGACUGUAAUUUUAGAAUUUUGAGCCGGGAUUGGUCUCAAACGAUAAGAAUUGAAAUAUUUAUGACCAAUCCGUGCUCAAAUUCAAUUCUCUCUAUGUGAGGAUUCCUCUAGGAAUUUUCAUCAAAAUAAGUGUUCGGUAAUUGUUUCAAAUAUCCUUCCAACAUCUACAGGUCAGAUAGACAUACUAGAACCGGUCCUCUCGUCAGAAAUUAACCAAAUGACGACCUCAAGGUCACUAUUGAAUCAUUACGUUACCCGUCAGUUGAUAUAGUUUGUGUUUACAAACAACAACGAUUGAUAAUUGUCUUAGGAAAGUUGAAAACUUCAAUCCAAAUUCAAUUUGUAUCUAGUCCCGGCCUGAAUAUAGACACCUAAAUUUCUUUCAAUGAUACAAAAUCAUUUAUAUCCUUUAGCACUUCAGUUCAGAUAUGGUUUUAUCUGUGAAAUGUUAUUGUAUAAUGUUUGGAUGAUCUAAACUGCAAACAUAUAUUGUUGAUCGUAUUUU